Messenger RNA from Symbiodinium necroappetens, 453 nucleotides. NCBI's taxonomy places the organism in Eukaryota, Dinophyceae, Suessiales, Symbiodiniaceae. The record is from the annotation of a GenBank genome assembly.
AUGUCCCUCUCCGCCGUGGCCCGACUUGCAUUCGCAACUCUGCUUGCGUCAUGCUGUGCCAUGCGCAACGAGCAGGAUGAGUCAGGAAGUGCCGCUAUUAGCGAGCCCGACUCCACCGGGAUGCUGACUAAGGAGGAGCACUACCCCGCGGGGAACGUGACUCUGCAGUACUCCAACACCUUCCGCCACCAAGACAACAUCAGACUCGUGUCGACAGUCAUCUACGCCUGUUGGGCGGGUGUCAUGACAGAUGAAGCAAUCUCCGGAAAUGGCCCCAAGCUCGUCGAGUGCAUCCGGAAGAAGUAUCAGGAGAAACUCGGCGCUGAGUUCCACAUGAUCAUCUCUGAAGGUGAUGUCGGUCGGGUCGUUGGCCACUCGAAAGGCUUUGCCCUUGGGUUUGCCAUUGGAUAUUAUAAGAAUCACUCCUUCCUCCUUUGGGAAGACUCGGCCUAA